Messenger RNA from Aphanomyces invadans, 1497 nucleotides. RefSeq lists its product as hypothetical. Gene Ontology annotation, molecular function: syntaxin binding. NCBI's taxonomy places the organism in Eukaryota, Oomycota, Saprolegniomycetes, Saprolegniales, Verrucalvaceae. The transcript has 3 exons. The record is from RefSeq and is a predicted model, not a curated record. Bases 31 to 969 code for a protein of 312 amino acids.
AGGCGAUCUCGCAACUUGAUCGCAAGGAGGAUGGACGGUCCAACGAACAACGGAAGCCCGAUACUUACCACAGGCGAGCGCGCCAAGGAAGAUGGGGGUCGGAAGCGCUCGCUGAAGCACAAGCACAAGCAGAGCCCCUCCCAACACUCCAUCAGCACCGAUAGUCCCGAUGAACAGGCCAAGCCACCACCGAAACCACAGAAGGACGAUGGCGGAGCAUCGCACCUGCAAGAAUUGCUGACAAGCAAGAUUGCUCAGCUUCAAGUGGGGGACUCGAGCCUCGACGUGGACAUGGGUGGAAUAUUUAGCGACGCCAAGCUCGUGGAUGAGUCCAGAUUGCUGUGGAAAGCGAGUAAAGACGAAGGGGACGUCGCCCGCAUGGACGACACCGUGCACGGGAUUUUCGCGCAUAUGACGCAACUUCAGAAGAAAUUGAGUGAAGUGUACUCCAAGUACAUUGUCAUGCGUGAGCAAAAGGCCACGUUGCUCGAAUCCAACAUGAAAGUGAACGCAACUAAAGGCAAGCUCGAGUCGCUGUGCCGUGAAUUGCAAAAGCAAAACAAAGCCAUCAUCGCCGAGUCAAGACGCAUUGCCGAAGACGAAAACAAGAAGCGGCAGCAGCUGAGCCAGCAGUUCCAAACCACGAUCGAAGACGUGAGCAAGAAAAUGGAGCAGCAGGGCAAGGACUACGUCGCCUCGCUCCAAGACAACGAAGCGCUUCAAACAAAACUGAAGACUUUCCUGUCGCAGUAUGAGCUGCGUGAAGAGCAUUACGCCCAUCAGUUGCAGGCGAAGGACCUGGCCGUGCAACUCGCUGAGGCGAAGCUGCAACAUCAAAUCGAACUUACCAAGCGCGAGACGGAAAAGGUUGCAUUGACGUUGGAGCAGACGAAAAACAUUUCCGACCGUGAAGUGGCCCUCCAAGUGGGUUCUUGGCCCCAUUGUCGAACGAGCUCAAUCUGUCGCUAGGCGCAACUCGCGUCAUACUCGGAGAAAUUUGAGGUCGUGCAAGAGACCCUAUCUAAGAGCAACACGAUGUUUGUUACGCUGCGCGACGAAAUGGACAAGAUGUCCAAGCACAUCAAACGACUGGAAAAAGAGAACAGCGCACUCAAGAAAAAGUGCGAUCAGUAUGAUCACGGCGCGAUUGAAAUGCUGCAAGAACGCGGCCGCGUCGCCGAAGAAGCCAAGCGGGCGCAGGACAAAAUCUCCAAACUCGAAGGCUUGUGCCGCAUGCUCCAAGCCGAGCGCAAUCGACUCAAGGACGAGCAGAACAAGGAGACGGCGCCUGCGUCGUAAGAGCGGUCAGCAGUGUGUCGGUGUGUCGCAUUGCCCGCAAGAAGCGCGGAUGUGUCAUGUGCGAAUUGAAUGUACUUGCAUGAUGGAUUCAGCGACAGAACGAGAGGGUCCGCAGUCGGUGCAGUGCUGGCGCGUGUUGGCGCUACUACGAAAGCAGAUGAUGGUCGUGCCAUGACCAUGUGAACCGAGAAUGUUCUG